Cydia pomonella (codling moth) is the source of this 4588-nucleotide messenger RNA. Its product is annotated as insulin-like peptide receptor. Bases 595 to 3381 code for a protein of 928 amino acids. The transcript is spliced from 8 exons. Gene Ontology annotation, molecular function: protein binding. NCBI's taxonomy places the organism in Eukaryota, Metazoa, Arthropoda, Insecta, Lepidoptera, Tortricidae. The record is from RefSeq and is a predicted model, not a curated record.
GAUCAAAUCGGUCAAUUUGAUCAUCGCGUCGGGACUGUCUUUAAUGGACCUUUAUUGGGGUCACGAACUAAAAUUAAGAUAUUAAUAGCCAUCGAAAUGUCCUUUGAUUCGAUUAGCUCCAUUGGCUUGAUUCGUGCGGUCAAAUGUCAGUGCCAAGUCAGUACAUUUUAAAUGCCUCAAGUGUACGCGCGUUCAAUAGGUUGUAAUUUAUAUCUGUGCACAGUGGCUUAGUAAUAGUUGACGGAAUAAAAUUUCACUAAUUAGUAGCAGAACCCGCUUAAGAAGAUUUUUAAAGAACGACGCAAAAACGCGUCUUAAAUUACAAAGCGUAAUUACUAAUCGUAUAAAGUGGGCUAUUACGCGGGAAAUAACUUUCGAACUAAAACGAAAAAAAUUUGUGUAUUUAGUGUAUUUGCGAAGCAAACUAGAAAUGUAGGAAUCGCACUCGGCAUACAAUGGGCCAUCGAGCCGGCAUGGGAAACGUCACACAAUGUGUAUUCCUAUAAACAUAAAAUAUCGUUACCUAAGAGUCUUCGGUCGUCUCGUGUGGAGUGCGAGGAAGAAAAAAUAUAAGAAGUUUGGCGGCAAAGUGUCAUGGCGGCGAAGGCGGUGAUUGGAUUCAUUUUGCUCCGAGUCAUCUCAGCACAAGUCCUCUAUAACGUCACGACGCCCGGCAACGGAAUCUGCGGCACCAUACACUGCCGCACGUUGCCGUGUUUGCGCAGCAUCGACUCGUGCGUCACUAUAGUGGGAAACUUUACGUUUAUAUACUUCGGUCGGCCGGAGGAGGCCAUUUUUGAGAAUAUCACGUUCUGGAAUCUUAAGGAGAUCACGGGCUACAUGGCGAUAUACAUGGUCCCAGAGCUGGACUCCAUCGGGCAGCUGUUUCCGAGCCUGGCGCGCAUCCGCGGACGAGACCUGCUCCACGACUACGCGCUCAUCAUAUACGACAUGAACCAACUUACUGAGAUCAACCUAUACAGCCUGCUCAAGAUCGAUCGCGGCGGCGUGAUAAUCUAUGGCGGGCCAAAUACGUGUUACGUCGACACAGUGGAUUGGAAGAGCAUUGCGCCGCAUUACAGACACGUGCUCAGCCCGACCAGCAAUAACGUCGUGUGCAAGAAUAUUUGCAUGUGCACUGAUGAUGCUAGAUUUAACAACUGCUGGAAUAACAGGAAAUGUCAGCGGUACAUAGAAGGUCCAGAGGCGAUGACAUGCCACGAGCAAUGCCUCGGCUGUCGCCUGACCGAGGCUACGGACUGCACGCUGUGUCGCCACUACACGUACAAGAAACAGUGUGUGUCCAAAUGCCCAAAUAAUACAAUCAUCUUAGAAGAAAACCAAUACUGUAUCACAGAAGAAGAAUGCUUAAGCCUGAAGCGAUGGGUGUGGAAAAACAGAUGCGUGAUCGCAUGCCCGGACAACUACAUCCAGAAAAACAUAACGACUGACAAGGGUGACAAGGUUACCUGCGAAUAUUGUUCUACUUGUAAGGAGUAUUGCGGAAACAUCACUAUAUUAUCAUUGGGAAGUAUUCAAGCAGCCCAUCGAUGCGUAUACAUCAACGGAUCUCUAACUAUCCACAUACCAGCCGUGCCAGAAGUCCUUGAAGAAAUGAAAAUACAUCUCAGCAAAAUACAAGAAGUGUUCCAUUAUAUCGCCAUACACGACUCACUAUCACUAGCAAGGAUCGAUUUCCUCCCUUCCCUUAAACGUAUUCACGGCAAAAUACUUAAAGACAAUAAAUACAGCCUUUUGAUCCGCGAUAAUCCAAAUCUACAAACAAUUUUUCUUCCUAAUGUAACAGAAAAUCUCCAAAUAGAUAAAGGCUCUAUAAACAUUCUUCGUAAUCCAAUGCUAUGCAUGAGUGAAUUGGAUAAAAUAAAGAAAACAUUUCCACAACUGUUUAACGGUACAGAGGAUAAGCCAUAUGGCUACGGCUUAAAUGCAUACACUGGGUGUGAAGAGGUCCCACUUGGCGUAAAUGUAAAACAAGUCAACCAAACAUCUGCAAUCGUCAACUUCACACCCCUGUUUAGUAAUAAUAUGCACUAUACUAUUCUUUACGUGCGCAUCCCACCAGGGGAAUCUACAUCAAUCGUUCCUGAGAUUUGUAGCAAAUAUGAGUGGCGUGCUAUUAAAGCUCCUGACAACACCAAUCGAGUACAACUCACGAAUCUCCGACCAGCUUCCACAUACCUUGUUUGUAUUGAAUCAUAUGACCUCGAGGAGAAACACCUUAAACGUAGUUCCAUUCUCAAUUUUACUACGACUGUUGGGAAACCAGAACCACCAUUUUUAAUGGAACUCGUAGCGGAUAACCCUCACUUAGUCGUCCUUCAUUGGGCGGAUCAUGUGGAUUACCUUCCUCAUAUCACACGAUAUGAGCUCAGUGUCACGCUUGUAGAAAUAUACCCCGAAGAUGUUACAGCAAGAAAUCAAUGUGAGCAUUUAGAUGAUGCAUUGGAGGAGCUGGAUGAAAUCUGGCAACAUGCGGUGGUUAUGAGACCACCACCUAAUUACGGUAAAGGCUGCGAAUCGAUGUGUGGUAUGCUAUCGAGCACCCCUCAUGGUGCUAUGGUAGAAGAAGAUUUUGACAUCUGCAGUUCCAUUGGAUCUGCGUGCAACGAAGUAGAAGAGCUACCAGUGACUAAUACUUCUUUGGGCUACUUCGUCCGGACGUUGUCUUUAAAUAUCAGUGCGCCAAGAAACGCUUACCAGGUCGGAGACUUGGCUCCGUACAGGGAUUAUAGGUUUCGAUUACGCGCCUGUACAAAGGACUUUUGCAGCAGAUCGACUAGAGGCGUGGUGAGGACUUUACCUUCGAAGAAUGCUGAUAUGCCUUCUAUCAGCACCAUCGAGCUGAUUAAGCCUGGACUUAUAUCAGUCUCUUGGACACCACCAAAAGUAUCUAACGGUCCUGUACUAGCGUAUAUAUUGAAAAUAAUGCCUGAUAAAAAUGUGAGUGACUUGGGUACACUACAAACUCAAAGGUUGUGCGUACCCUCAAUUCAGACAACGGCAGUUGUACAAUUUGAGAAAGACCAAAACUACACUGUUCAAGUAUGCUCAUUGACACUAGCAUCUCAGUCUGGGUGCACUGGAAGAAAAAAGAUGUCUGGAAGAGAGUAUUUUCUUGAAUUCACAUCUUCAUUUCACUCACCUGAUUUGACGUGGGCAGGAGUGUUUUUUGCUGUUUGUCUGUGCAUGUUGUCUGUACUAGUCGGGUUUUUGUGGACGACGUGCCGAGUACGGAGUGACACUGUACCUCUUGUGGACAUAACUUCGAGUUAUCGGACUGAUAGUGAGCCUCCAAUAUUUUCCUUAUUAGAUUUUACGCCUUCGUUACACGUGUCUCGGACAGAUUUAAUUGAUAGUUAAAUAAUAAUAAGGUCAUACUGCAUUUAAGAGAGAAGUAUUCCACGUGAUCGCCCAUAUAAAAGGAGAAAACAUUUUUCCACUUCUAAAUAUAUCCUGAAAGGAUCGACAUCAAAAUCAAAGUGAUUUGUUAAGAUUUGGUUAGUGGAAAACGAUUUCUCCCGAAAUGGAAUUUCAUUGAUAAAUUACCGUUAUUUCGUUAGAUUCGAAAAGCUAUUUUUCCCUCUUAAGCUAUUUUAAUAUUGUAUUAAAAAUUGCAUUAAUUUAUGACGUUAUACUGAAACAAAUAUUUGUUUUGAUUGAAUUGUUACAUAUAUAAAUUAAAUAAAAAAUAGUACUCACAGGAUUACAUUGUAAUUAAAGUUAUAUACUUCACUUAGUAAUUUUGACAUUAUUAGUUUAUUCUCUUGGUCUAUUGACAUUUUGAGUUUUCACACGACAAGGUCGCUUCUAGGUAUUGACUUUUUAAACUUCUUACCUAUACAUUUUUGAGUAUUUGACAUUUGACGAAUGACAAACAACAAGAUAUGACCUAUUGAUUAUAGACGUAGGGGGUAAAUGCUAAAAAAAUAACUAAAACCGAAUUGACAUUAUAUAUGUUAUUUAGUAUAUAGUCUUUUGUAGACAAAACAAGAACAACUUCCGCUAAAUUUGUUCCUUGUAAGUAUAUUAUAGUAAUUUACAGUAUAUAUGGUGCUACUUUACCGCACUAGUGCGAAAAUUAGCAUAUUACGUUACUGUGUCGAACAUUUAAAGGGCCAUAUGUACUGUAAAACGUUGUACGAUACAUGUGCGAAUAGGUAAUUCACAACUCGUGCCGAUUUAAAACACUCCCUUCGGUCGUGUUUUAAUUUAUCGCCACUCCUUUCGAUUUUCCUAUUUUUCGCACUUGUAUCGUAAUGUACUAUUACGACACAAGUGCGGCGAGUCGGAAAUUCUCAACGAGUGGCGAUAAAUUAAAACACGACCGAAGGGAAUGUUGUACAUUGACACGAGUUGCGAAUUACCUAUUCGCACGUGUAUCGAUGUUAUACAGUACAUAUGGGCCUUUAAACUUUCCCGCCCGAAAGUGCUCAUUCCCGCACUAGUGUGGGAUAUGUAUUGUAAAAUUUAAUUAAGCUUAACAAGUAAACCAGUGAUGAAAGCCAAAGACGGAAAACGUUAUAAAAAGAAUUUUAAUAGAAAUAAAAGUGUAUUUUUUAUAAUCCUU